ACGAAACGUUCUCUCAGAGUUGUUAAAGCAGCCAUGUCUAAUACAGCUGGUCAGGUCAUUAAAUGCAAGGCUGCGGUUUCAUGGGAGGCAGGGAAGCCCCUGGUGAUUGAAGAAGUGGAGCUGGCUCCACCACAGGCAAAUGAAGUUCGUAUCAAGAUCCUUUUCACCUCUCUCUGUCACACUGAUGUUUACUUCUGGGAGGCCAAGGGACAAAAACCAGCAUUUCCUCGGAUAUUUGGCCAUGAAGCUGCAGGAGUGGUUGAGAGCGUGGGUGAGGGCGUAACGGAUCUCAAACCAGGAGACACUGUCCUCCCGGUGUUCACCGGAGAGUGCAAGGAGUGCCGGCACUGUAAAUCAGAAGAGAGCAACAUGUGUGACCUCCUUAGGAUAAAUACGGACAGGACUGUUAUGCUGAGUGAUGGCAAAUCGAGGUUCAGCGCUAAGGGAAAGCCCAUCUACCAUUUCCUUGGGACCUCCACGUUCAGCGAAUACACCGUUGCCCAUGUUGGCAGUGUGGCCAAAAUCAAUCCUGCUGCCCCACUUGACAAAGUUUGCGUUCUUAGUUGUGGAAUAUCUACAGGUCUGGGUGCUGCUAUCAAUGUUGCAAAACCCAAAAAGGGCUCAUCUGUUGCAGUUUUUGGAUUGGGGGCUGUAGGCCUUGCAGCUGCUGAAGGGGCUAGGAUUUCUGGGGCAUCAAGGAUCAUCGGUGUCGAUUUGAACGCCAGUAGAUUUGAACAAGCCAAGAAGUUUGGUGUGACCGAGUUCGUGAACCCCAAAGAUCAUGACAAACCUGUUCAAGAGGUGAUUGCUGAGAUGACCGAUGGAGGAGUUGACCGGAGCAUAGAGUGUACUGGAAGCGUUGCCGCCAUGAUCUCUGCAUUUGAAUGUGUUCAUGAUGGUUGGGGCGUUGCUGUUCUUGUUGGUGUGCCAAACAGAGACGAUUCAUUCAAAACUCACCCCAUAAAUCUACUGAAUGAGAGGACUCUCAAGGGCACAUUUUUUGGCAACUUCAAACCCCGCACCGAUCUUCCCCGUCUCGUGGAGAAAUACGUGAAUAAGGAGCUGGACCUGCAACUGGAGAAAUUCAUCACCCAUGAAGUCUCCUUCUCUGAUAUCAACAAAGCAUUUGACUACAUGCUGAAGGGGGAAGGCCUCCGGUGCAUCAUCCGCAUGGGAGCCUAGAACACACUCCAUGAGUGAAGUCUAUGUUAGAUGAUGAGAAAAUAAGGGAGGAAUGAGCCUGUGUGAAUGCGUGUAACGCAAGAGAAAUUUGGCUGUGUUGUUAUAUGGUGUAGCCUUUUAGACACUUCUUGUGUUGUUGAGGAUGAUUCAAAAGCAACUCCCACUCGCUUGUGGAAAUUCUGGU
Molecule: messenger RNA, 1366 nt
Organism: Vitis vinifera (wine grape)
Lineage: Eukaryota; Viridiplantae; Streptophyta; Magnoliopsida; Vitales; Vitaceae
Gene: ADH3
Product: alcohol dehydrogenase 3
Biological process (GO): formaldehyde catabolic process
Cellular component (GO): cytosol
Molecular function (GO): S-(hydroxymethyl)glutathione dehydrogenase [NAD(P)+] activity; zinc ion binding
Source: RefSeq, marked provisional